Molecule: messenger RNA, 5384 nt
Organism: Aedes aegypti (yellow fever mosquito)
Lineage: Eukaryota; Metazoa; Arthropoda; Insecta; Diptera; Culicidae
Product: septin-7
Exons: 13
Coding region: 363-2432 (689 amino acids)
Biological process (GO): cytoskeleton-dependent cytokinesis; cilium assembly
Cellular component (GO): cell division site; septin ring; microtubule cytoskeleton
Molecular function (GO): GTPase activity; GTP binding; molecular adaptor activity
Source: RefSeq, a predicted model, not a curated record
GACGUCGCUUCGUCAGUUUAGUCGUGAGCUACAAAUCAAGCGGUAUCGUGUGUGACUGUCUCCGCGUCGUCCAUUGUAGGGAAAAAAGUGCUCCAGUCUUGGGAAAGAAGAAGCAAGAAUCGUCGGGUGCUGUUUUCGGGAUUUUCUCGAUCGGGCUCGAUAGCAUACCGGGAUAAAGUGAUAUACCUAUUUGUAGUUAGUUACCGGAGUUGGAUAGAUUUCCACGUGUGUGAUAUCAUAGUGUAGUGAACGACUCCCCACACGGGAUUAGUGCGCAUAUACCCCAUACAAAAAAAAAAAGAUCCGGAUAAUACAGAGUGUGGUUUCUACAAAGUGUUUGCAAGCAACAGGAUUAUGAAAAUAUGAGUGCAUCGACGCCAACGCAACCAUCUGGGCCUCCGGUUCCCCCGGUGAAGCCAAUCCUCUCGUCGCCCGGUGCCUACAUGGCAAACUUCCAAGCGGGUUCGCUCAAUUCCGCCGGAACCGGAACGCCCGGUGGAGCAGCACCGGGGUCCACAGGGGCAAGCCCAGUGGCCCCCAUUACGGCCGGCAUCCACAGUAGCAACAAAACGCACGAAAAGCCAACGAUAGCUGCCCGGCCCAUUCCACCUCCAACGCUGCCAAAAUACUCGUCCUCGUUCAACAAGAUCGAUCGGGACCGGAACGAGUUCACCAAGAUUGACAAGGCGGAGCGAGAAAAGCUCCAGUCAAAGCGUGAAAUGUUCUUCAAAUCGGAGAGCAACAGUCCGUCUGGGCCGCCCCCAAAUCCACCGGUACUAGGAAAUCUCAACCUGGCGAACAAUAACGUAGUGAAUAACAGCUCAUCGCAUCUAAACAGUGCCGGCAGCGAUAAGCAUUCACUAAACUCGCAUACCACUAACAGUUCCCUCGGAUCUAACGUCAGUAACAUGAAUAACAACAAUAACAACAAUCACAACAGCGUCACAAGCAAUGGCACCAGCGUCAACGGGCUAGCCAACAGUUUAACCAAUAUUUCGUUAAAAGAAAAACGCGAGGCGAUCAUGAAUGCCAACAACCACCACGAUGUGCUGCUGCAGAACAACGGACAUCACGAUUCGAACAAAAUUCUGAACGAACGGCACGAGAAGGAAAAACCGGUGGUCAAAUCUAAGCCCAAGGAGCUGGACGGGUACGUCGGGUUCGCAAACCUGCCCAAUCAGGUGUACCGGAAGGCGGUGAAAAAGGGCUUCGAGUUCACGCUGAUGGUUGUGGGUGAGGCCGGUUUGGGAAAGUCAACGCUAAUCAACUCGCUGUUCCUGUCGGAUGUGUAUCAUCCGGAGCAGCAUCCGGGUCCAUCGAAACGGAUCAAGAAAACAGUGACCGUGGAAAGCACGAAAGUAUUACUAAAGGAAAACGGGGUCAAUCUAACACUGACGGUCGUGGACACCCCCGGUUUCGGAACGGCCGUCGAUAACAGUAACUGUUGGGUCCCCAUCGUGGAGUUUGUUGAGAACAAGUACGAAGAAUAUCUGACGGCGGAAUCGCGCGUCCACCGGAUGGCGAUUCCGGACUCACGAGUGCACGUGUGUUUGUACUUCAUCGCUCCGUCGGGGCACGGGUUGAAACCGCUGGAUAUCGAGUUCAUGCAGCGGCUGUGCGACAAGGUUAACAUCAUUCCGGUCAUUUCCAAAGCGGACACGCUGACGCCCGAGGAGAUUACACACUUUAAGAAACAGAUUCUCAACGAGAUUGCCCAGCACAAGAUCAAGAUAUACGAUUUCCCGGACCCAUCGGAUGAGGAGGAGGAUGCCAAAACGCUGCGACAGCUGCGAAGUCGAGUGCCGUUUGCCGUUGUAGGUGCUAAUGCCAUCAUCGAAAUUGAUGGUCGUAAAAUCCGUGGUCGUCGGUAUCCGUGGGGUGUUGUAGAAGUCGAAAGCCUAGACCACUGUGAUUUCAUUGCGCUACGCAAUAUGGUUAUCCGGACGCACCUGCAGGACCUCAAGGAUGUCACCAACAACGUCCACUACGAAAACUAUCGCUGCCGAAAGCUCGCCGGUUUGGGUAACGACGGAAAGACCAAACUGAGCAAUAACUUAUGCAAUAUUGGAACGAUUAAUGCAAACUCAUUUGGUACUGGAUGGAACCCACUGGCCCAGAUGGAGGAGGAAAAGCGCGAGCACGAAUCCAAGAUGAAGAAGAUGGAAGCCGAAAUGGAGCAGGUGUUCGAAAUGAAGGUCAAGGAGAAGAAACAGAAACUGAAGGAUUCCGAAGCCGAACUCACCAGAAGGCACGAGGAGAGGAAAAAGGCUUUGGAACUUCAGAUCCGCGAACUGGAAGAUCGCCGGAAAGCGUUCGAAAUCGAGAAAGCCGAGUGGGAACAACAGAACGGAGUCACGCUCGAAGAGCUGCGGCGCAAGAGCCUCGAAGCGAACAGCAAAGAGAAACGAAAUUUUUGUAACCGUGGACGGUAAAGACAAAGGUAAGAAGAAGAAGGGUCUGUUCUAAUGGCUGACAGAAACCAAAAAAUUGGCGUCUCCGUCGUGUGGUCGUCCCCCUCCGAUCUGCUCCCUCGGUAGUAUCCCCUUUGGCUAGGUGUACGGCACACACACAGUCAAACACAAAUUCGAUUUGAAAGAACGAACGGCCCCUCCACAAAUGGCGCCCAACCCCAAUGUAUAGACAACCAACCCGACCGAGACCACGCACUGACGACCCUCUUCUGCUACCACCGCCUACUAUUACCACUACUACUACUACUACUGCUCCUAUCACACUACACAAUUGAACGCUCUAGUACUACCCGUUCUAGUAUCUACUAGCUAUAGAUACCGCGCUACAACAAAUCCGCUAGUUAUUACUUCCGCAACAGCUCGCUUCGGUUUUUAUACGAGUAUAUAAAAUAAAAACAACGAGGACAAGAAUGCCGUCGUGUGCGUGCGGGGGCGUGCGUGUUUGUAGUGUUUGCACUGUAAGCGAGAUAUCGUCACUUACAAAACAGAAAACAACUACACCAAAAAAACGAGACAGAACAGGACACGACACCACGGUUUAUAUACACUUCAAAUAUAGAAUCCGUUUCGUGUACGAGAGAUUUUGACGAAUCUGACCGCGUAAGUAAUGCUAGCGUGCAAGACGAAAUAGUCCCACGAGACCCGCCCCCUGACAGGAGGAACGUAGUAGGUUAUGUAAAUUUAGUACAUAUAAAAUGUAAGAGUAAUACAGUUAAUCUAGUACUGCGCGAAAAAAAAGAACAAAAUACAUUGCAAAAGUGUUAGUUUGUCCCCCGUUCGAAUCGGUUUAAAUGUGUAAGUUUUUUUUUUCUUUUCUUUGUUCAAAGAAAGAUGUGAGAAAUUAUGAUAUUCAAACGCUUAGAUUAUAGGUUGAAAAACGGUUUUUUAUUUACUGUACCGUGGCAACAACAGUGGCUUACGGUGUUUUUCGUUUUGAGGGAAUGCGCACAGACACGUUCUUAGUAUGCUCGGCUUAGACAGACCAACACAUUCGCUUGUGCAGGAAACCAACCGAAACACCCACACAAACACACCAAGGCAGUGGCAGUGUGCAUGAAUUAACAGUGUACGUGCAAAGUGUUAGGAAAUAGUGAAGAAGAAUAAAACAAGAAAUUUUUUGUGUAAUCGUCUAACGGAUAUGCCAUAUAUAUUUAGAGUAUGUAUAUUUAUUAAAUUAUUUUAUUUUUUAAAAAGUUUAUUUUUAUAAAAUAAAGUUUUUUGAAACUUUUAUACACACACCUACACGCUGAGGAUAAGACAUACAAUACACACGCAAAAUGUGAGAUAUAGAUUUGCUUGAUUUUUAGAAUAUGAGCAAAAGUAUCAACCAGCGGGUAGAAAACAGGAACGAUAACGUACACAGGCAGAGCAGCUAACGGUAGUUGUUUUGGCGAGCUUUUCAAACAGCAUUAUAGGUUAGGGUAUUUGUUCUUAGAUGGGACGAUUUCGAGUAGCACCGUUAAUAUUGAGAGAGGCACACACGCAGUGGAUGCAAUAUAGUUAGAGAAAACUAGUGAGAAAUGGAAGGGUUUCUUGUAUUUUGCUCUCGAGCGAUAAAAAAAAAACAGGUUCAAGGCAAUUUUAUCAUCGAUUGACUCGAUUAGAAACAAUAGAUAAAGUUAGUCGACUUUUAAUCAAUCUUAGAGUUACAUAAAAUACACCACAGAAGCAAUUUGUCGAUUCAGAACAUCACUAGUGUUCUACUUUUAUAUAGUUCACCAAAGGUUUUUACUCGAACAAUACUUUUUUUGCGGUAGGACAUAAAAUGAAACAGGUCUAAUUUUUUAUCGAGCCAGAUAGAUUUGCGAGUUUAUUGUGAAAUGGCGAAUGCUUGGAUUCACGCCAUACCGGUUGUAACGAUUUUUGGCACUGAAUGUCACUUCUUUUAGAAGCACCCCCGAAUUUAUGCAAUCAUAGAAAUAAACAUACAACGAAUAUCCGAUUUUACUCCGAUACUUCAAUAGCAGUGUGUUGAUCAAUCUCUUCCAAUGUAUCGGUUCUCUCUCACUCUCUGUCUGUCUCAGCCUAUCGUUAUUAAACUGAUGCAAGCACCUGUUAGUUGUGGUGCAUACCAACCUAACACCCUUAGGAUGAAUCAAAUUUCCUGUUUCUACUCUCUCUUGGUCGAAUCGAAAUCAUAUUGAACCAAACUUUAAAAACAACAUCGCUAUUUAGCCGUCUUUUUUUAAGUACAUUGGCAAUUGUGAACCUUACACUAUCUGUACAAAGCAAAAAGGUUUACAAACUUUACUAUACUCGUAAAAAUGAUGAGAAAAAAUUCUUUCUGAAUAUAAAAACCUAACUAGUAUCUUUAAAACGUAUGUAAACAUUCAAAAGAAAGAUAAUGGCAGAUUAUAUAUAUUUAGAGCGAAAACAGGAAUCGAAAAUGGGUAAGGAAAACGUUGGUAAUAUUCCCCUUCUCAAGUAAAAUAGACACAGAAAAAAAAACUCAUAUAAAGAGGAAACUAUAUUUAGUGGAAAACGAAACAACAGAAAAAAAUAUCGAGAGACUGAUACACUAUAUUGCUCAACAAAAAAAAGCCCACAAAACUAUCCCUCACACUGUUUCGAUUUUCAAUGCGCAGCUUCCCACACGUUCGGUGCAUACCACCCUUCCCUGCUUUACAACCCACCUUCACACAAAAGAAACCAAAAAUGUCUCAAACGCUCACGAUGACCACAUUCCUUAGAGCCGGGUAAUUCCCAAAACUUCCUUCAAUGUUUAGAGAAAGUACUAUAGCCCUACAAACUGAAUCGAAUUUCAAGCGAGAACAUUUAAUGAGUUUCACUCGAAAAAUAAUACUACAUUUAAUCUUAAACGCGACCCAAAAUAGGUAUCAGUCUGUAUAGUCUUAAAAACAAAAUUCCAAACCCCCACGCGGACCACCAUCUGCGACAGGAGUAAUCUUUCAA